AUGAACGAGUCCUCCGUGGACAGUCUAGGCUCGCAGCCACCUUAUUUGCAUCAGUCUUCGUCGCCCCUCGAAGCCUCCGGUCAUCAUCAUCAGCAUCAGCAUCGUCAUCAUCAACAUCACCAUCAGUACCAACGACAUCCUCAUCAACACGAGCACCAUAUCCAGCACAAUCAGCACCAGCACCAGCACCAGCACCAGCAGCCGCCAUCGCAACCGCAACCACCACCACCACCACCACCACCACCACAACCACAACCACAACCACAACCACAACCACAACCACAACCACAACCACAACCACAAUCGCAGCCGCAACCGAUUUCGCCGCCGGGCUUACAUCCCGCAUUCUACCUCUACGCCCAGUACACUAAUGGCAGCCCAGCGAUAUUCUAUUCCGAGUAUGUACAACGCAAUAACACGUGA
Molecule: messenger RNA, 423 nt
Organism: Ceratosolen solmsi marchali
Lineage: Eukaryota; Metazoa; Arthropoda; Insecta; Hymenoptera; Agaonidae
Exons: 1
Coding region: 1-423 (140 amino acids)
Source: RefSeq, a predicted model, not a curated record